AUGCCUUCUACUACACACUCAGAGUUUGGGACCAACACCGAGGCCAUCGACGUUGCAAAGGCCUUCUCUGAUGGCAUCCAUGGAGAAACUAUCCUCAUCACCGGCGUGAACCGUGGUGGUAUCGGCUUCUCAACCGCCCAAGCAUUUUCGACGCAAGACCCGGCUCUUAUUAUCAUCGCCAACCGCACCCUCGCUAAAGCAAACGACAGCAUCGACAACCUCAAAGCUGAAUUUCCAAACGUCAACUACCGCUUUCUAGAAGUAGACCUCUCCAGCCAGACGUCUGUUCGAAAAGCAGCUGAACAAGUCAUAUCAUGGUCUGAUGUGCCAACUAUCGAUUUAGUCAUCAACAGCGCUGGUGUUAUGGGUAUUAAUGAACGCACAAUCACCGAAGAUGGACUUGAAAUGCAUCUUGCCACAAACCAUAUCGGACAUUGGCUCCUCACAUGUCUCAUCAUGCCCAAGCUCAUCAAAGCAGCAGAGGAUAAACCAAAAGGAUCAGUCAGAAUCGUCAACAUCACCUCCGCUUCACCAAUGAGAUCUGCGAUGCGCUGGAGUGACAUGAAUUUCGACAAAAAGAACAAAGACCUUCCGCAAGAAGAACAACCUGUGUAUCAAUUUCUGAAGCUCUGGGGCUACACGGAUGUUGAAGAUGCAGCUUAUCUUCCCCUAGAUGGCUACAACCGCAGCAAAGUCGCCAAUGUACUUUUUGGUAUCGGUGCGACCAAGCGGCUCUUCAACAAGUACGGAAUCCUGUCACUUUCCGCUCACCCGGGUGUUAUUUGGGGCACCGAACUCGGAAGAAACUUCCCACAAGCGACUAUUGACGCUGCAAAGAAAAUGGGCGAAAAAGGUUUGUACACUCUGAAAUCAUUGGGAGCGGGAGCUUCUACGGGUCUUGUUGCAGCGUUGGAUCCAAAGCUGGCUGUGGAUGUGUGUGAAGGAGAGGGGAAUCAUGGAUCGUACCUCGUAGACUGUCAGAUCAGUGAUCAAGCGAACCCUCUCGCUGUUUCGAGCAGUGAGGCUGAGAGAUUGUGGGAGGUUUCUGAAAAGGCGACUGGGAGUGAGUUUGCGUGGUGA
Molecule: messenger RNA, 1080 nt
Organism: Fusarium graminearum PH-1
Lineage: Eukaryota; Fungi; Ascomycota; Sordariomycetes; Hypocreales; Nectriaceae
Exons: 2
Coding region: 1-1080 (359 amino acids)
Source: RefSeq, a predicted model, not a curated record